AUGCCAAGGGUUGCCUUCAGGUUAUUGAAGGUAAUUCCGCCAUUUUCAUCAACAGCCGCCUUCACAGCCGCCACAUUGGCCACCACUUUGGCGGUUGUGAAGGCGGCUGUUGAUGAAAAUGGCGGAAUGACCUUAGACGACCUGGAGGCAACCCUUGGCAUGAAUGCCACGAUUGGACUCUCUGAUGAGCAAUCAGAGCAAAUCUGGUCCUGGGACGACAAGAAAUCCACGAAGAAGAUUGGACUCUCUGAUGAGCAAUCAGAGCAAAUCUGGUCCUGGGACGACAAGAACCCGUCCACCUUUCGGAAUUGGGGACCUAACGAGCCCUCGGGUGCCGGGGACGGGGCAGUGAUGUACCCAAACCAGUGGACACACUCGGAUUGCAAUGAGAAAAAGCGGUUUCUGUGCCAAGCCCGGGUUCCGAGCUGCCGGUGCAGGACCAUGACGUUUAUGAACCGCUCACCGCCGCUAAACCGCUGCAAGUGCGCUGAGGAAGCCGCUGGAGUUUUCAAUCGGGAAUUCUGGGCUAAUAAUUACGCAGAUAUCGUUAGGACCAGGACCCAAGUUAGGCUUGGGCAGGUUAGCUUGGGCGAGGAAACCUACAGCGACUGGGAUUUCCCCGGGCAAACUCAAACAAACCUGGCGUUUCCCAGAUGUGGGUUCGUUUUCCCCACAAAGUGGAGCGAUGUCGACGUCAACCUCGGCGGUUCUGAGUCGUCAGGUCAAACGUUGCUUCCAGCAUUUUUUUGUAAACGAUUCGCCCCGGAAAUCAAGAACAACGACACGGAAAAUCCCCUGGCAUUGAGUGACGUCAACAACAAUGCCGACACUUAUUUAUGA
Notodromas monacha is the source of this 840-nucleotide messenger RNA. The record is from the annotation of a GenBank genome assembly. Lineage: Eukaryota; Metazoa; Arthropoda; Ostracoda; Podocopida; Cyprididae.